GGAAGAGGGUGGGUCUACUCUUGGAGGUGUGUUCAUUUACCACGGCUCCACCUCCAUGAGUCAACAUGCUCCUCUUCCUUAUUACCCUUCAGAGUUGUGACGACUGCUGCCAUUUUUCUCUGCUGCCUGCCCCAUAACACAUCAAAGCAACAUGUCGUCUGGAGUAAAAGUUGCAGACCAAGUGACAGCCAUUUACAAUCAGAUGAGAUUGGUGAAAAAUGACGCUGAUCAAAGGGAGCGAAUAAGAUUGGUGUUAUUAAGAAUUAACGAGGGCUUCAUUGAUGUGGAGGAAGGCAAAAUCUUUCGGGAAAAAGAUUUGGAAGACAAGGAUGAUGUAUAUGCAUUCUUUCUGAGUCUGAUGAAGCCUGAAGAGUGCUGCUACCUGCUGUAUGACUGCCACUAUGAAACCGUUGAAUCACCCAAGGAAGAACUCGUCUUUGUGAUGUGGGCUCCGGAUACGGCAAAAGUCGGCCUCAGAAUGCAAUAUGCUACCUCAAAGCGAAACCUGGCGCAAAUCCUGACAGGUAUCAAGCACAUCCUGGAGAUCAACUGCCCUUCUGAUUACGCCGAUAAGGAAGAUUUUGCGAAAAAAAUUGGGGGUACAGUUGUGAAGGUUGAGGGCAAUGUUUGUAUGCAUCAUAAUUGAAUGCAGGCACAUAUGCGUUAAACACAGCAGCCUGCCCCCCAUUUCAUUACAAGGUCAAUUUAAAGGGAUUUGGAAUGAGAACACCAAAGCUUCUUUGUUUCUUGCAUUGUUUUAACAAAGCUUGCAGGGGGAUGGGAUUAGGCUCCUAUAACACAAACCUCUGAUGUCUGUGUUCUAUUUAAGUGUCUAGUCACACCAGCUUUGCAGAAAAAUCUGUUUUGUUUAGAUGUAAUUGUAUUCGUUAUUUUUCAUAUCCAUAUAUUGAUACUACUGUCUCUGUCACAUGACUCUGUACAUUAUUCAAGUAAUUGCUGUUAUUAACUUACAGUACAUGCAUGCUGUUUGAAUCCAUGUGUAUUCUAAUAGACAGCAUUUGUCAUCUUUUAGGGAAUGGUUGAUAAUGUUAACUUGUUCACUGCAAAAAGUUAUGUCUUACACAUUCGACUUGAGUUAACUAGGUCAAAAGAGUUUCAUGUAAAUCUAAUUUUGUAGACUGUUACACUUUGAUGGAUACAUAAUAGUAUGAAUUUUACAGAAUUUUUAAUCAGUAAUCCACUACUAAAUUAAACUCCAACUAUUUUGAUAAUCCAUUAAUCAGUUCAAGUCAAAUUUCUUUGAUUUCAGCUUCCUAAAUGUGAAUAUUUUCUGGUUUCUUUGCUCCUGUAUGACAGUAAAUAUCUUUGGUGAGUGGACAAAAAAAAUAUAUACAGAUAAAUUGAUAAUGAAAAUGACCGUCAGUUGCAGCCCUAGUUUCAAUGAAAAUGCAGUAGGUGGUGCAUUGAGUAUGGUCAAUAAAUGAAAUGCAAUUAA
Molecule: messenger RNA, 1456 nt
Organism: Scophthalmus maximus (turbot)
Lineage: Eukaryota; Metazoa; Chordata; Actinopteri; Pleuronectiformes; Scophthalmidae
Gene: cfl1l
Product: cofilin 1 (non-muscle), like
Exons: 4
Coding region: 152-646 (164 amino acids)
Biological process (GO): actin filament fragmentation; actin filament severing; cell motility
Cellular component (GO): actin cytoskeleton; actin cortical patch; cytoplasm
Molecular function (GO): actin filament binding
Source: RefSeq, a predicted model, not a curated record